AGCAAGACGUUAAGGGGAAACUUCAACCGAUUGGAGGAUACAUUCGGCCUAUGCCCAAUCAGGAGUUAGGAAAAUGAUCCCAGCGUAAGCCUUCUCUAAAGUUAUGUUUUCCUAAGAGUUUCUUCGGUGUGGAACAAGUGCUCUGAAACCAUCCUCACUCCUUGAGGUUUCUUCUAAUUCUUUUAGCAGGUCCCACCCAGUUUGGGCCCUUCAAUCAUAAAACAUGGCAGACGAUGACCAGAAGAGAAUACAGGCUGAGAAGGACAAAAAGAAGGCUGAGGUGCGGGCCCGGUUAGAGGCCGCAGCUCAAGCCAAGAAAGGUGGCGGCAAACGAGGUUUCAUGACACCUACCCGUAAGAAGAAGUUGAGGACACUCUUGAGGAAAAAAGCCGCCGAAGAAUUAAAGAAAGAACAAGAAAGAAAAGCCGAAGAAAGGAAAAGGACAAUUGCCGAACGAUGUGGGCCUUCUAAGAACUUAGAUGGAAUCAAUGAAGCUGCCCUUCAGGCCAUCUGCAAGGAAUAUCAUCAACGGAUUGUGAAGCUAGAAGACGCUAAAUAUGAUUUGGAAUACGCAGUUAGACAGAAGGAGUUUGUGAUAAAUGAACUUAACAUGCAAGUCAAUGACCUUAGAGGAAAAUUCAUCAAACCACCUCUCAAAAAAGUUUCUCGAUUCGAAUACGGAAAGUUUGAGAAACUUAUGCGCGCUGCUAAAAAGGCUGAUAAUGACUUCAGAGCUAACCUCAAAUCUGUUGGACCAUCAACAAAAUUCAAGCUUGACGAAGAUGUCAAGGAGAAAAAAGCCCCCGAAUGGGCAAACAAGUAACUCCACUGUUGUUUCACCAUCGAAUUGUUGAGAUCCUUCAGUGUUCGUGCCAUUCAGUGAUUGUUAUUGUCCAAUGAACUCUUUACACAUUUUGAACAUACAUAAAAAUUGAAAUAUUGUGUAAUUAUCAACAGAAAAAAAGAAUAUUUCGAAUAAAUAUUUACAAAAAAAGAUUUCCGAUUUCAAUUUUAAUUGCCAAGAUGUUCAAAAAAUAACUGCGGAAAAAAUGUUUUUAGAAAAAUAAAAUGAGAUAGAAAUGUAAGCUUUGCAACGUUCUGUUUAGAAAACUAUUUAAUUUAUUAUAACUUAAAUUCUAACUCAAGUACAAAGUUCGUAAAAAAGGUCGGUGCUAACUGAUGAAAAUCGCAAGAUUAUGUAUUCAAUUGGAAGGAUCUAAUAUGCAUUAAAAACACUGUUUAAGAACGUUUCUGUAAGCAUCACAAGCCGCUGUGUCUUAAGGGAUAGAGCCUCGGCUCCCAAUCAAGUGAUCCAGCUUUGAAUCCCAGCAAUGGCUGGUUAAUUCAAAUUCUGCAGUCAGCUAGCAUCAACCACAGUGCUGACGUAAAAUGUCCUCAGUGUAGAUGGAUCAUGCGUUAGAGUCCCCGUGUCGUCAGGCUAACUGUGGAAAAUUUUCGUAGAUUUUCUCGUCAUAUUACGCAAAUUUGGGGUUAGUUCUAUCAAAAAGUCCUCCACGAAGGCAAAUUUCUCCCGCUUCUUGUCCCAGAAGUUCCUAUUUUAUCUGGAUUGGGUUCAUAAUUAAAAGGUUAUGGAGUUGAAAAUUGGUAGUCGUACACUCAAAAUUCGGUCGACUGUUCAACGGUAAUUAUAAAAUAAAACAUUAUGUAUAAAAAAGUAAGCAGCACAAUCCUUUGAUAAAUUAGAUUUUCGUAAUUAAUAAUAUUUAUUUUUCUAAGCAGAACUGAACAAACCGCAACAUUUCUAUCUCUUAAUGAAAUUUAAACAGAUUUUUAAGCAGGACGGUUAACUUUUUGUGCGCGGCAUACAAUUUUCGUUAUUUUUGACCACAAUGUUUUUAAAGAAAGGAAACCAGGCAUUUUUGAAAGGUUUUUAAGACGGUUUUCAGCUACCACGUUGAAGUUGAAUUGUAGAACAGAUUCCAUACUGUUUAGGAUUUCUUCAGUUAUUGAUUAAAUAAGAUUUGAUUUUUGAAAUUUAACACACAUUCAGAGAUUAGAAUAGAUUUAAAAUAGCUAAAGGGCCGGGGUUUGUACAAAUUUGCUGCUGACAAAACCGUUAUUUUUAACCCUUUGUUUUGUAUCGCUUAGUAAUUUUUCUUUUUUACUAAAAAAGCAGUUACAGAAAAAAUAUUUUUGCUUUUUUGAAUAUUUGUAUGUGUUUUUGUGGUGUUUUGUUGUUUUGAUAUUUUUGUGUUUUUGAACGCUACUAUUUGUUCUUUGAAAUUAUAUGUAUGCAUAUUUUUGAUAUAAAAUUUGUCCGAAAUUUUUAAUGACACUUUGCUACUAAAUAUAGAUUUUUUAUAUUUUAAAAUUAAUUUUUAUAAAAAGUUCAAUACUAGCUACUAAACACUAUAAACAAACACUAAGAAUGCCCUUAAAUACAGGUAAGUGCUUAUGGCUUUUAAAUUUUUUAGAUAUAUUCCCAUAUAUUUUUUAUGUAUAUUAACAUAAAAAUUAGAAUUCAAAUUUUCAAUUUAAUUGCAACAAAAUUUAAGUAUUUGAUAAUGUAAACGAAUUAUUAGCUCUAAAUGUUCGAAUUAUUAGUUGAAAUAUUAUUAGUUUUAAAUUCAUUAUUUAUAUUUCUAAAUUCCUUUUAAAUGUAAGAUUAAUUAUUCUGCUUUUAAUUACAUCUUAACAGAAUAAUAUUUAUAUACUGCUUUAAUAUACUGAUCAAAAGUUAUAAUUACCUUGCAAAACUUAGAAACUACAUAAAUUAUAUUGUAUCUAAUUAUAAUAUACAGUGUGUGCUCUUACUUGAUUAAAAAACUUCAUUUGCCUCGAAAAUGUACAGAUUGGAAAUAACAAUUGACGUGUUUUAAGCGCUCAAAAAUAGGCUCCCAUUUUCAAGACUUAUCAAAGUGUUGUUAAAUUGCAAAGUGAAUUUAAAAACGUAACGUUGCUAACGAAAAAAUGGGAAAUGAAGGUAAUGAAUAAAACCAAAAAACGUCAGUAGCUGGGAAAGAAUAAAAAUAAACGUUAGAAAAACAAAACAAGAAAAAACUCUGUAGUUGAACUGGUUCAGCCAGGGUUAAAAGCAUUUCUAUGCAUUAUUGAGGAAUGUUUCUCUCAUGUUUUUCAUGUUUAUUUUUAUUCUUUCUCGGCUACUGAAGUUUUUCUUUCUCACCUUUAUUUUCCAUUUUUCUUUGGAAACUUUAGGUUUUAAAAUUCGGUAUUAGGUAUUUUAAAUCUUAGUUUCUUCCUAUUUACGUCUGACUAGUCUUGAAAAUAUGUGCCUAUUUUUGAGCGCUUGAAACAUGUCAACUGCUAUUUUGCAAUCUGUAAAUUUUUGAAGUGAAUGAAGUUUUAUAAUCAAGUAAUAUCUUACCACUUCAGUUUUUUAGCAUUAUUUAUUCAAUAUAGUACGCUGGUUAAUUGUACUAAUUUAUACUUCUUUUUGCACAUUAGACCAAACCCGACUGGGCCCUUGGAGCCAAGAAGGAGCAAGUUGAGGAAUGAGAUGAUCUCAACGUUCCACUU
Parasteatoda tepidariorum (common house spider) is the source of this 3498-nucleotide messenger RNA. RefSeq names its product troponin I-like protein. Gene Ontology annotation, biological process: muscle contraction. The record is from RefSeq and is a predicted model, not a curated record. NCBI's taxonomy places the organism in Eukaryota, Metazoa, Arthropoda, Arachnida, Araneae, Theridiidae. Gene Ontology annotation, cellular component: troponin complex.